AUCACAAACCCAGAAUGUUUUUUACUGUCCUCAAAGAUCCACACAAAGAAAAUCCUGCUGUCAGAACCAGGGUUCGUGUUCACACAGACCCUCAGAGUCUCUCAGAGCUGCUAGCUUAGCCUAAAAUGACGAUAAAUAUCCAUCCAGGCUGAAUUCUGACCUUCUUGAAUUCAGUCAAGAGAAUCAGGGCGUCGUCUGCAUACGACGUGACUUUGUGGCUUAAGCUGUUUGUGAGCCGCUUAUUGGGGGCAGGGCCGGCCUGUGGCUUAGGCAGGAUUGGCAAUGCUAAGGCAAGGCAAAUUUAUUUAUAUAGCACAUUUCAGUACAAAGACAAUGCAAAGUGCUAAGGGCGCAAACCACCAGGGGGCGCCCUGUCUAUACCUAUACCUUAAUAAAAAAGAUUAAAAAAAGCCCGACUUCUUUUACCUGCCCCUUGGUUUUCAUUCUUUGUUGCAUCUAAAAUCUCACCAAAGCGUCCAAAACUGUCUGGUGCCCCGGAGAGGAAAAAAAGAAAAGAAGAGGAGGAGAAACGUGACGAAGACGGAGAUGCGCUGCUGAGGUUUCUCAGUCCUCCUGCAGAUCCUCCAGUCGCCUCCACCUCAGCAGCGCCACCCAGCAGUGAUGAAGCAUCAAGCGCUCCUCCUGUUGCUCCAGUAGACCCGGCUGACUGGCCACAUCCUCUAACUGAUGAGAUACGAACAGAAUUAGUUCACAGAGGUCCAUUUCAAACAGAAAACAGCUUCACAUUCCCUAAAACAAAAGAGGGACGACGGUGUCAGCAUGAAUAUUUUAACAGACUCUUAAUCAACGGAGAAAAAGUCAGAAGAAGCUGGCUUAUGUACUCUAAGAAAGACGAUAGCUUGCACUGCUUCUGUUGCAAACUUUUUUCUAACAGAGACUACAAACUGAACAGGGAAGGACUAAAGGACUGGAAAAAUGCAAGUGACUUGCUCAAGGUCCAUGAAGAUAGCCAGGAGCAUAAUGCUCACAUGGCAACAUGGAAGGACUUAAAGGUCCGGUUUGCAAAGGGAAUUAAAAUAGAUAAACGAGAAAUGGCACUUAAUGAGGCUGAGAGAAAAAGGUGGCGUGACGUUCUACACCGACUGGUGGCAAUAAUUCAGUCCUUAGCUGAAAGAAACAUGAGUUUUAGGGGUUCCACAGACACGUUAAAUAAACCAGACAAUGGACAUUUUCUGAAAGAGGUGGAGCUCAUGGCCAGAUUUGAUCCAGUGAUGAAGCAGCAUGUCAGUAGGGUGGAGAGUGGAGCUGGCCGUCAUGGACAUUAUCUUGGCAAAACGAUUCAAAAUGAACUGAUUGACUCCAUCAGUUCUAAAAUAAUACAACACAUUGUGACAGAGAUCAAACUUUGCAAAUAUUUCUCCAUCAUUUUAGACUGCAGCCCUGAUCUGAACGAUAAGGACCAGCUCUCUGUCGUAGUCAGGAUAGUGUCACAAGACGACGUUCCUCAGGUAAAAGAGCAUUUCUUAGGCUUUCUGGUGGCAGAGCAGUCAACUGGAGAACAUUUGUCAUCUCUGAUCCUAAAAAGACUAGAGGAACUUAACAUCCCAUUUGAGGACUGCAGAGGCCAGUCAUAUGACAACGGCGCCAAUGUGAAGGGAAAAAAUAAAGGUGUUCAGGCAAAGUUGCUUCAGCUGAACUCCAGAGCUUUUUAUGUCCCAUGUGGUGCCCACAGUUUAAAUCUGGUAGUAGCUGAUGCUGCAAAAAGCUCACCAGAUGCCCUUAGCUACUUUGGGCAUUUGACAAAAUUAUUCAAGCUCUUCUCAGCCUCCACCCAAAGGUGGGAUGUCCUCUUAAAAUAUGUGAAAAUCACUCUGAAAUCAUGGACUGAGACCAGAUGGGAGAGCAGGAUAAAAAGCGUUGAGGCAGUAAGGUAUCAGGCUGGGCAAAUCCGGGAGGCUCUUCUGGAGGUGAGGGGGAAAACUACAGACCCUGUGGUGAGAGUUGAAGCCCAGGCUUUAGCUGAGGAGAUUGGAUCGUUUCGCUUUUGCAUUUGUACGGUCGUCUGGUAUGACGUUCUCUGCAAACUCCAGCAUGUGAGUAAACUGAUGCAGUCUCCCUCCAUGCAGCUUGACGUAGCUGUCGACUUGCUGAGGAAAACAAGAGAUUCCCUCAGCAGUUACAGGAACACUGGAUUUUCUGAUGCACAGACAACAGCCAGGGAGAUGAGUGAAGACAUGAACGUGGAGGCUGAACUAGAAAUGAAACGACUGAGAACCACAAAAACUCACUUUGGCUAUGAGUCUCCAGAUGAGAACAUUCAAGAUGCACUGCAAAGGAUGGAAACCACAUUUUUUAAUGUAGUCAUGGAUGCUGCCAUUUCUUCACUUGAUGAGAGAUUUCAGAAUCUUGGAGACGUGAAUAACUUGUUUGGUGUUCUCCUCGAUUUCCCCAACUUAGCAGAAAAAGAGCUGCUACAGAAGUGUCAGACCCUAAGUACCGCUCUGACCCAGGACAGCCAGCAGGACAUUGAUGGAGCAGAGCUUACAAGGGAAAUGUUAAAUUUCCCACCAUUGCCAUCAACUAAUAUGACAAACAUGGAGCUUUUAGCCUUCCUGCAUGAGAAGAAGCUAACAGAAAUUUACCCCAACAUGUGGGUCGCUUUGAGAAUCUCUGCCACUCUUCCUGUUACGGUUGCUGCUGCUGAGAGAAGCUUCUCCAAGUUUAAACUGAUAAAAACUUACCUGAGAUCCACUAUGAUGCAGGAACAUCUCAGUGGACUCUCCAUCAUAAGCAUUAAUCAUGUGGUCUCACAUCAGUUGUCAUACGAUGAUGUUAUAGACGACUUUGCCAAAAGAAAAUCCAGGAAAGUAAAGCUGUAAGGAUGUGAGAAACGUGGUGGUAUUUAGUUUUGGAAGUAAUUCAAGUUAAGGCAGACUAAAAUCACCACAAGAGCUAUUUGUAAGAUCAUCUUUUCAUGUUAUUUUUUUAUUUUGUUUAAAUCCUUGUAUUUUUGUGCCUACUCAUUUCUUUGAUUUCUUACUUAGCACAGUGCCAUAUUUAUAUUGUAUUUCAUAU
Molecule: messenger RNA, 3036 nt
Organism: Fundulus heteroclitus (mummichog)
Lineage: Eukaryota; Metazoa; Chordata; Actinopteri; Cyprinodontiformes; Fundulidae
Product: zinc finger MYM-type protein 1
Exons: 2
Coding region: 837-2840 (667 amino acids)
Molecular function (GO): protein dimerization activity
Source: RefSeq, a predicted model, not a curated record